Messenger RNA from Penicillium malachiteum, 1806 nucleotides. RefSeq names its product Histone acetylase complex subunit. Lineage: Eukaryota; Fungi; Ascomycota; Eurotiomycetes; Eurotiales; Aspergillaceae. The record is from RefSeq and is a predicted model, not a curated record. Gene Ontology annotation, cellular component: NuA4 histone acetyltransferase complex; nucleus; SAGA complex. Gene Ontology annotation, biological process: regulation of DNA-templated transcription; DNA repair. Gene Ontology annotation, molecular function: transcription coregulator activity. The transcript has 3 exons. The coding region runs from base 1 to 1806 and encodes 601 amino acids.
AUGGAGCGGAACAUCGAUAUCUAUGCCACCAAGUUGGGUGAUGAGAGGCUGGAUGUGAAAGUGCGAGCGAAUGUCGCGACCGAGCUGCGAGACAGCAUUGAACCAUUAUGCUCAGGCGCAAACUACCCCAUAUUCCUCUCUAAGCUAUGGCCAGUCUUCAAGACUAUCCUGGGUGGAGACCCCGUCUUUUUCAGCAUGUCAUACGAGCAGAAACUUCGCAAUUGCAUUCUCGAGACCCUUCACCGAUUGCCGACAGCUUCGCCCGACGUUGAACCUUACGCUGCCGACAUGGUGGACCUGCUUAUGGAACUUGCACGAAUCGAGAACGAAGAUAAUGCGGUCUUAUGUAUGAAGACCAUCAUGGAUCUGGAACGCAAUCAAGCGAAAGCAACUUCCGCACGAGUGCAACCUUUCUUGGAACUUAUUCAAGAAAUGUUUCAGACAAUGGAACAGGUCGUCCGUGAUACCUUUGAUACCCCCACACAAGCAACUCCGUCUGGCAUGCCAUCGACACCAAACGCGAGCGUCCAGAACUUCCAAUCACCGAGACCCAGUUCACCCGCAACAUCCGUUUCAGAUCUAGGCCCCGAGCAACAAUCUAGCAAUGUUAUCUUGAAAGGCAUGCAGUCAUUCAAGGUUCUUGCAGAAUGCCCGAUUAUCGUCGUUUCAAUCUUUCAGACUCACCGCGCCUCGGUUGCCGCAAAUGUCAAGUUGUUCGUGCCUCUCAUUAAGACCAUUCUGCUUUUGCAAGCGAAACCUCAAGAGAAGGCCCACGCAGACGCUGCCGCGCAAGGAACCAUCUUCACCGGAGUUUGCAAAGAGAUCAAGAACAGAGCUGCAUUCGGAGAGUUUAUCACUGCGCAAGUGAAAACAAUGAGCUUCUUGGCUUAUCUCCUCCGUUUGUAUGCCCACCAGCUCCAAGAUUUCCUCCCCACUUUACCAUCUGUUGUGGUUCGUUUACUUCAGGACUGCCCACGUGAGAAAUCUGGCGCUCGAAAAGAACUUCUUGUUGCCAUUCGACACAUCAUCAACUUCAACUAUCGCAAGAUAUUCAUUGAGAAGAUUGAUGAGCUCCUGGAUGAGCGAACUCUCAUUGGUGACGGCUUAACGGUUUAUGAAACGAUGCGUCCCUUGGCCUACAGCAUGCUUGCUGACCUCAUUCACCACGUACGUGACCACCUUAGUCGUGACCAGAUUCGCCGCACGGUUGAAGUCUACACAAAGAAUCUCCAUGAUGAUUUCCCUGGUACUAGCUUCCAGACGAUGAGUGCUAAGCUGCUGUUCAACAUGGCGGAGCAUAUCUCUAAGCUGGAGGAUAAGCGCGAGGCUCGCUAUUUCCUCAUCAUGAUCUUGGAUGCUAUUGGUGACAAGUUCGCUUCCAUGAACCACCAAUUCAACAAUUCCGUUAAGGUAUCCAAGGCCAACAAGGACACGCGGAAGGACAACGAGCCAUGCCCGGAAAAUUACCUUGCUGAGAAGGACCAACCUCCUGAUUGGGAUGAUAUUGAUAUUUUUUCUGCAUCUCCAAUCAAGACUUCCAGUCCACGUGAUCGUGGUGCAGACCCCGUCUCAGAUAACCUCUUCCUUUUCCGUAACCUGAUCAACGGCUUGAAGAACAUUUUCCACCAGCUGAAGAAUUGCAACCCCGAUGAUGUCCAGAUUGACCCUAAUAGCGUUCCUAUCAACUGGUCCGAGGUCUCAUAUGGAUAUAAUGCUGAAGAGGUCAGAGUGAUCAAGAAACUCUUCCACGAAGGAGCUCGUGUCUUCCGCUAUUACGGUGUCGACAAUGCCCCCCCCCUGAAAUGA